AUGACCAACUAUAAUAAUAGCAACAACAACUACCAGGGCGGAGGCUACCAGCCGCAGGGCGAGGCCGGCAGCUACUACAACAGCGGCCGCAACGACGGUCCCGGCGGCCCUCCCCAAUACGGCGGCCAGCAGCAACAAUACGGCCAACCCCAGGGCGGCUACGGCGGUCACCAAGGGGGUCCUCCAGACUACAGCUCAGGUGGUAACCAGAACUGUCCCCCGCCAUACGGUGGCCAGGGUGGCCAAGGCUACGGCCAGGACAACAGACCAGACUACCAGCCGCACCCUUCCUCGAGCGAGGGCUGGGGCAACGAGAAGCGUGACGACCGACGAGACGACCGACAGAAUAACUACGGUGGUUCCGGUUCCAACGAGGACGGACCCGACGGCGAGCGAGGCGUCCUAGGUGCUCUCGCCGGCGGAGCUGCGGGAGCCUUUGGCGGCGCCAAGCUCGGCGGCAAGGCAACUGGCCAUAGCAAGACCAGUGCUGUCGUCGGUGCCCUCGCCGGUGCCUUUGCCGGACACAAGCUGCAGGACGGCGUGUCUGACUGGAAGGACGACCGCGACGAGAAGAAGGAGGAGGAGAAGCGGAGGAAGGAAGAGGAGAAGCGCAGAGAGGAGGAGGAGAAGCGGCGACGAGACGACGACCACCACGGACACCACGGAGGUCGUCGUCACAGCCGCUCCAGAAGCCGCUCCAGGAGCCGCGACCGUGGCCACCACCACGGCGGCGGCGGCAACUUCUCCGCGUCGUCAGAGGACAUCUACCUCGAGCAUGGACACAUCCUCAAAGCCCGGUGCCGGGGUGACGGAUCGCUGCGGGACAGCUCCCUCAACCUGGACGACGUCCUGGAGAACGACAACGGCCGGUUCCGCUGGGUCAGCGGCGGCGGAGGCCACGACCACGGCCACGGCGGCGGCAGCUGGACUGUCCGGCCCGGCGACACCCUGCGCAGCAUUGCGUCCAACUACAGCGUGUCGUGGGAGGAGAUUGCCCGCCACAAUGGCCUUAGCAACCCUGACCUCAUCCACCCUGGCCAGACGAUCCAGAUCCCUGGGGGUGGUGGUGGCCACCACAGCCGCGGCGGCAACUUCAGCGGGUCUGCGCGCGAUGCUCGCCUUCGUGAUCAUGGCCGCAGGCUCGAGGCUGAGUUGCGCCGGGACAAUGGUGACUGGGAGAGGGCCGAGAUUAACUUGGAUGAGAGGAUUGGUAACAUCAACGGAUCCCUGCGACUCGUCUAA
Messenger RNA from Clonostachys byssicola, 1242 nucleotides. The record is from the annotation of a GenBank genome assembly. Lineage: Eukaryota; Fungi; Ascomycota; Sordariomycetes; Hypocreales; Bionectriaceae.